Molecule: messenger RNA, 2346 nt
Organism: Yarrowia lipolytica CLIB122
Lineage: Eukaryota; Fungi; Ascomycota; Dipodascomycetes; Dipodascales
Molecular function (GO): zinc ion binding
Source: RefSeq, a predicted model, not a curated record
AUGGAAUCGGUAUUCAGAAUCAUUCUGUUUAUCAUGCUCAUGGGGCUGCUCAUGUCGCCGGGGGGCAACCGCUACACGCCCCUCAGCCGCAAGGAGAAACGCCAACUUGAGCAACUUGUUGCCAACCACAAGUUCCAGGCAGACCGGCUCCGAAACCACAACGCUCACGACUACACCUUUGGCAACCUGACGGGGUUCACGUUUGGUUAUACAAAGCCGCGCAAGGGAGACAAACGACAACAGCUGGGCUGUCGCGACGAGGGAGACAAGGUGUCGCUAUUCCCACAGGACGUUCUCAACGAGGCCAGCUCAUAUUGGAAAAACGAAAAGGGACUGUAUCUGCGCAACAUUUCUGGCGUUGUGCGGGGCGACUGGACAGGUCCCGCGAACGACACACAGAAACUUCUCCACAUCCCCAUGCCAGUGUCGCAACAAAAUUGGACGUGGCAUCCUCACAACCACAGCGUUAGCAUCACUCCUCUACCAAUAGACCCCGAUGACGACGGUGGCGACGAGGGAGAACAGCGGAUAAAUGGCAACAUCACAGCCGUUGACGGUAAAGUUGAACUCGACUUCAUUGAUGCCAUCCCCAGCUACGUUAAUCAGCGCAUUCUUAGCUCAUACUUUGCUAACCACACUGUGCCAAAGGAGCUGGAAGCGUUUGCAGAUGUGAACGUGGUCACGUGUACAGCCCAGCUAAUGGGCCAGGAGUCCGACUCAGAACUCCACACGGUAGUGCUCCGGGGCUUGCAUUUCAAGCACUCCGGAAACGUCAUCAUGACAACCCACUCAGCAAAGUUCUGGGGGUACGAGGCUCUAGCGGGCAUGCUAGCGGAAAUCAUGCAAACGGCCGACCGAUCACGUGAAAGUACCGACGAUGCCUUCAACACUACCAAGGAGGCCAUGAUGCCCAUCAUUGAGCGGCACCUGUCGAUUAUUGGAGACACAGAUCAGGCUGUUCCUGUGUCGGAAAUGGAGCAGGAGGCCGCUGCGUCGUGCGAGUACAUUGGUGUUUUGCACGUAGAUUCCGUCGAUGCUAAUCAAUACAGCGGAAUAGACCUCCGAAACAUUGAGUCAGAGCUUCAAUACCCAGUGGGGCGUCCUCACAAGCGACCCCCAAGACUCCAAAUGAGCGGAGUGUUGUACUCGCCUGAUUGCGGCAAGAAAAUGACCGUUGGAGACGCAAAGGGCCUACUUUGGAAUGCCUCUUUGAUGAAACAGAACCAUGUGGUCGUGGCUGUCAUCUUCCUUGGAAUCAUCAACACUCUGCUGCUGGCAUUCCAGAUGCAAAAGGCGUCGACCCCUUCUCUGUGCUCUCGGGUCAGCAUCUGGUCGAUUGGAGUUAUGUCCAUGAUGGACGGAUUCAUGUGCAUGUUUUCGCUCAUGGCCAUUCUUUACCGAACCCAGCCCCAGUUGCAGUUCACGGCUCUUGCAUUUGUGUCUUUCACCUACGUAUCGCUGUUUGGACUGCGGUUCAUGCUCAACAUCACUCUGUCGCAGAUACCCGAGGAAUUUGCGCGUCCUGCUGCCAUCCAGACUCCUGGAGGAAACGCGCAAGACAAUACCCCUGGUGGGGAUGACACUCUUCCAGUGACAGAAACACAGCCUGCAGCCACCCCAUUCAUUCCGUCCGACGCAGACGUUUCCACAGCACUCUAUGGACGAUUUUACUUCUGUCUGCUAGCGUUUGUCAUCGUUACUACAGUAACCUAUGGAAUGACUGCUCCUCGACGAUACGUGAUGGAGUACGUGAUUGUUCUGGGUAUGGCGUCGCUAUGGCUGCCUCAAAUCUACAGAACUGCAUACCGAGGCACUCAGCAGGCUCCGUUGGCGUGGUACUUUAUGAUUGGCAGUUCCUUUACGCGUCUGCUACCUCUCUACUACGUGUGCCUGGUUAAGGACGAUGUUUUCAGACACCGAAUUGACCGGAUUCUGCCAACAUUGGCUACUCUAUGGAUUGCUCUUCAGCUGUUUGUCAUUUACGCCCAGCACAAGUUUGGUCCUCGGUUCAUCUUGCCGCAGCACAUCCUGCCCCCCAUCUACGACUACCAUCCUAUCAUCAGCCAGGAUGACAUUGAGAGCGGCAGUUACGGUGCGUUGUUUGAAAACGCCGCCAAUGGAUCAUUAGAAGACGCACACACUGACUGCAGCAUCUGCAUGAACCCCGUCGAGCUUGUGGUGCAGACGUCGGACGAGCAGAACAACAUGGACCCAGCGAAGCUCGUGGCUAGACGACAAUACAUGAUCACGCCGUGCCGCCAUGUGUUCCAUACGGACUGUAUGAGCAACUGGAUGAUCCGAAAACUACAGUGUCCUGUUUGUCGAAAUCCUCUUCCUCCCAUGUGA